Molecule: messenger RNA, 450 nt
Organism: Laccaria bicolor S238N-H82
Lineage: Eukaryota; Fungi; Basidiomycota; Agaricomycetes; Agaricales; Hydnangiaceae
Exons: 3
Coding region: 1-450 (149 amino acids)
Source: RefSeq, a predicted model, not a curated record
AUGUCAGCUGGGGAUGAGGAGUUUCGAGGGGUUGGCAGGCCAAGUGUGUUCAAACCCUUCUUACGGUUCACAGGCUCAGCGCUCAUCUUUGGAAGGGUUCGGGCAAAGGCCGUCUUUUCUGAGGCAGGUCAUCCUCCAGGCGUUGACAACGACGAUCAACCACAAGCACCAGCACCAUCACAUUCACUCGUUAUCCGUGCAGUAACUCCUCCAUACGCCGCAUGGCCAGCUCAGCCUACCACUUGGUUCCAGGCGGAAGAGCCGUCGCAAACUUGUAUCUACGUGCCGUUGCUCGUCGUCGUCAAUGGCGUCCUCAAGAACUGCGCAACAUCUCACGCAUCCACGAGGCUGCUUGAAAAAGGGCGCCCUUUUCUUUCGUCCCCAAGGCCAAUGAACUACAUGAUCGUAGCUUUGAGGCCCGUAGUGAUCAUUCAAACAGGGGCGGUGUGA